Messenger RNA from Somion occarium, 1874 nucleotides. Lineage: Eukaryota; Fungi; Basidiomycota; Agaricomycetes; Polyporales; Cerrenaceae. The record is from the annotation of a GenBank genome assembly.
AAAUUCACGAACCACUGCUCCGAUUCGUCUUCAUACAAUCUCAACAACUGUAAAGCCUCUGAAGGCAAAUUUCAGAGGUGUGAAUUAGCAGUAAAAGAAAUCACAAUGUCUAUAGAUGGUCCCCAAGUGACACGCGGCGGACUUAGUACCACGGGUCCGACGUGUUCAUACCUCAAGCGGCGUCAUACAGCGACACGUCCUCGCAGCCCGGGUCAAACACUACUCCACCAACAUUCUCAUAUCCUUGAAAUACUUGAGCGAUGGAAUUGUGGCUGACGUCGGAUCUGGGCAGCUGCGAUGAAUUUCCGGAAUUGGAUGCCGGAUCAAGGCGCCGCUCUCAUGCUCGGUUUGACAGGCAACACCUUGUUUUCGAGCAAUCCUGCUCUUCAUACUGGCUGAACUGACACUAGAGGUCUGUUGGCCAGUAUUUCCUUGAGCCCUGACUUCCAUGGCAAUAUAGAGCACAUGUCUCAACCCGUCUCCGCACUGUCACUUUCCAAUGCAUCGACAGACUUGGAAUUGCCCUCCUAUCAUCAAGUUUCUCAAGGCAGGCGUACUACAAAUGCUCACCCGCAGGUCGAACAUGCAUACCACCUGACUAAGGGAGGUCGCAGGUGGUUGUCUUUGCAUCUACGAAGCAGAGCAGAGCACCCAGGUCAACAGCCUAGUUUCAUACAAAGUCAACUCAUUACUGGCUCGGUGAGCCUUGAUCUUCGAAAUGAAGUGCUGAUACGGUCUAUUUCGGUUCAUGUCAUUGGCGAACUGUCAGCUGAUGCACAUCGAUUUCUUACUAUAACACGACAAUUGCAUGUCUCGGACCUGAACGAAGUAUCCUCGGAUACACCUGAACAACCCGUCGUUCAUGCUGGAAAACUGGUUGGUAAACAUACUUGGCCAUUCACGAUCCGCAUGCCCAGAGGCGUAUGUAUCGUGUCUAAUGAUGGUACUCGCCAUAUGUUUCGCCUACCCCCUUCGUUGGAUGGAAAGGCACGAAUUCGAUAUCACAUCCUAGUCCGUGUCAAAAGAGGGACGCUUAGCUCCGGGCAAAGACUCGUUGUUCCCUUCACCUAUACUCCACAAGCUCGCCCAGCUCAGCCGUCAAUCCUUCGGCAGAUCGCCUAUCUUGAGAACUCUCCCUUGGCUGGUCCAGAUGGAGAUCCGGAUGGCUGGAGGACAUCACAACCUGUCAAGAUAUGUGGCAAGAUAUUCAAUGCUCGAUCCAUUGAAGUUACUUGUACCCUCUCCAUCGCACGUCCUUUAUGUUAUACCCGCGGAACAGCGAUACCCCUCACUAUGACCAUAUCUUCCUCUGAUUCCCAAGCCUUGGAUCUUUUAUCCUCUCCAAUUGCACCCUCGGUGCGACUUCUCCGCCUCGCGGAGUUCUCCCCAACUAUUUUGAGUUCUGCAACUAAAGUGGUUGGACCAUGGGAAGCCAAGCCGGAGAUUGUUGGGGACGCUGUUUGGUGGCUUGUACCAGAUGUUAGUGGAGCAGCCGCGGAGGAAACAAGCCGCUGUUUGCAUGGCGAAAUCAAAAUCCCUGAGGAUGCACCGCCCAACUGUCGGAUUUUAAACUUUCAGCUCCAGUACGCCGUCGCGUUAUUUCCGUUCAAAGCGGUCGCGUUUACACCAGCCGUUUUACACACGUCCCAACUGCAUUCAGAAAACGUGGAGAUUGUUACUGUCCACGCCCAAGGCCCAAGACCAGUAGCGUAUUUACCCCCACAAUAUGACGCGACCCUGUGAAAGCACGUACUUCCUUAUGCUUUUCAGCCUCCCUGUGUUGUAAUGUUUGUCCCGCCAAUCCCUGCUUCAUGUACAAUAGCUAUUUCUUCCUCUGCUUUCUAUCUUAUGUAUGAUGCACCCGGCAAUGACUC